Molecule: messenger RNA, 1449 nt
Organism: Wyeomyia smithii (pitcher-plant mosquito)
Lineage: Eukaryota; Metazoa; Arthropoda; Insecta; Diptera; Culicidae
Exons: 2
Coding region: 1-1449 (482 amino acids)
Molecular function (GO): catalytic activity
Source: RefSeq, a predicted model, not a curated record
AUGUCUGAAUGCGACUACGAUAUUAUUAUCUUGACAGAGACCGGACUCGACGACCGCAUCAACUCAAUGCAACUGUUUGGAUCUUCAUAUAACGUUUUCCGUUGUGAUCGCAAUAGUUUUAAUAGUGGUAAAAGAAGCUUUGGUGGAGUUUUGAUUGCUGUUGCGAAUGAACACAGCAGCUCAAUUGCUGAAACAAUGAAUGGUCGUUGCUUGGAGCAAGUGUGCGUGCGUGUCUCAAUUCGUGGUUUAAAACUGUUAAUAUGUGUUGUGUACAUCCCUCCUGACAAAAGCCAGCUGGUUAAUGUGAUCGAUUCGCAUAUUGCCUCAAUUGCGGAGCUAUGUAGUAAUAGUGAGAACCCAGUGAACGAUGAAGUAGUUCUGAUUUGUGGCGAUUAUAACCAGCCACGCAUAGUUUGGGACAACAGUGACGACGGUAUGAUGUAUAACAGUUCAUCUCAACUUUCUGCUGCUGCUUCAGCGUUAAUCGAUGGUAUGAACUACUUGAAUCUCCGCCAAGCAAAUAAUGAGCGCAACCAUCUGGGCCGUACACUGGACUUGGUCUUUUGUUCCCCCGAUCGAGAAUUUGUUGCUGAUGUUUGCGUCGCUCCUCUUGUUUUGCCCCUCGAUCCCCAUCACCCGGCGUUAACAAUUUCGUUGCCCGCUAAAUGCAAUAUUACCUCUCGUCCUGCUGCGCGCCGCACAUUGCCUGAAUCUAGAGUGCUAAAUUACCGUAAACUAGACUUUACUGCUUUUACUGACUACCUGACGAGCCUAAAUUGGACCAUUCUACAAGAGCAAGAUAACGUUGACGAUAUGGCUGCGAUAUUUUGCGAUACCAUGUACCAGUGGUUAAGUUCGAAUUUGCCACUGGUUAAGGCACCCGCUUCCCCUCCCUGGUCCACCCAGCAUUUACGUGCGCUAAAACGAGAACGUAAUUGUUGGCAGCGUAGAUAUCGUCGUUGGAAAACCUGUGAAACGAAACGCAACUUUAAACUAUCGAGUGAUGAAUACCGCCGAAUGAAUGCCGCUUUGUACAAACGCUACAUUAUGCGGAUUCAAAUUGAUCUUCGCCUGAAACCAAGAAACUUCUGGAAUUUCGUCAACUCAAAAAGAAAACGUACUUCAAUCCCCAAAAAUGUUUACUACGACGGAACUGAGUCAAAAUCAAACUCUGACUCUUGUGAAUUAUUCGCGAAUUAUUUUGCUUCUGUUUUUGCUGGUGAUACUGCAUCUGCACUUGAGGCUGUUGAAGCUGCAGUACCUGUUCCGGCAAACUUAGUUGAUUUGAGUACGUUUGACAUCACUACUGAUAUGAUUGUGGCUGCUGCAAAGAAGCUGAAACGCUCGUUCUCUGCUGGACCUGAUGGUAUCCCGGCGGUCAAUUUCCUGAAAUUUGGAAACAAUCCUUCAUGUUUCCGGUAUUCAAAAGUGGAGAUCGUCGGAACGUGA